Molecule: messenger RNA, 1642 nt
Organism: Lotus japonicus
Lineage: Eukaryota; Viridiplantae; Streptophyta; Magnoliopsida; Fabales; Fabaceae
Product: bifunctional protein FolD 4, chloroplastic-like
Exons: 5
Coding region: 326-1348 (340 amino acids)
Biological process (GO): tetrahydrofolate interconversion
Cellular component (GO): cytosol
Molecular function (GO): methenyltetrahydrofolate cyclohydrolase activity; methylenetetrahydrofolate dehydrogenase (NADP+) activity
Source: RefSeq, a predicted model, not a curated record
CAAAAAUACCCACAUUAACAUAUUGGGCCGAAGGGCCCAUCACACACACUUGCAGCCGCGGCGAGGCCAAGGCGGUGGAGUUCGUGGUGGUGGCCCCAUGGCUGCUGCUGGUGCGUUUUGCGGCGGCGAGGGAGGUAGGUCGACCCAGAACGGCGCGGCUUCGGGGAGCAGGACCAAGGUGAAGAAGUCACGCGGUGGAAUGGAUGGCGACGUCAGCUAAGGUGGCUGAUAUGGCGGUUCGGAAUGGGAUAAACGGCAUUGGUGGCUGGAAGCUUUGGCAGGGACUGAGAUUGGUUCACCAGAACAGAAGAGUUGCAUACUCUCAAUGUCGAGUUCAAUUAUCCAGUUUCAUUCUUCUCCUCUCACUGACACCGUCCGCCUCAGCCGCCACUCUCCCUGCUUUUUAGGCCUUCGCUCCUCUCCAUCAUCCCAUGUUGCUGCUAUGGCUACUAAGGCUUGUGCUAAGGUGAUCGAUGUAAAAGCAGUGGCAAUGCAAAUCAGACAAGAUAUUAAAGCUGAAAUCUACAGGAUGAAAGAAGCCGUUGGCGUGACUCCAGGGCUAGCUGUAAUCCUUGUCGGAGAUAGGAAUCCGAUUGAAAAUUAUAUAGUGCGUGACAAGAAGAGGGCUUGUGAAACUGUUGGAAUCAAUUUUUUGGAAGUACGUUUGCCUGAGGAUUCCACAGAAAAUGAAAUUUUGAAGCAUAUUUCGUUACUGAAUGAUGACCCUUCAGUUCAUGGCAAUGUUUUUCAGAUACCUUUAUCUCGGCAUAUGAAGAAGGAAAACUUGUGGAAGGGUGUUAGAAUUGAUAAGGAUGUAGAGGGUUUUCAUCCAUUCAAUAUUGCUAGACUUGGCACUCCAAUUGGAGAAGAACCCAGGUUUGUUCCCUGUACACCGUUGGGAUGCAUAGAGCUACUGCAUAUCUACAAUGUUCCUAUUAGUGGGAAGAGGGCUGUUGUGAUUGGUCGGAGGAACGAUUUUGUAGGAUUGCCAGCUGCUCACUUGCUGCAAAGGGAAGGUGCUAGGGUCAGUGUGGUGGAUUCCAAAACCAGCAACCCUGAAGAGCUUACAAGACAGGCAGAUAUUGUGAUCAGCUUUGCUGGGAGGCCAAACUUGGUUAGGAGAAGCUGGAUAAAAGAUGGCGCUGUAAUUAUUGAUGCUGGAGCCAGCCUUGCUAAGGAUCCAAAUCGCCCUGGAGGUUUUAGAUGGGUUGGAGAUGUUUGUUAUGAAGAAGCCAUAAAACUUGCCUCUGCUAUGACACCGAUUCAUGGAGGAGUAGGCCCUAUGGCAAUGGCAAUGCUUCUCCAAAAUACGCUCCUCUCUGCAAAGAGGAUGCACAACUUCGAAUAACAUUUUUGUCUAGGGAGUCUUGGAUUUUGCCUACUAAUAUUUCAUGACAAUUGGCAAUGCAUUUAUUCCAUGAGAGACAUUUUAAACUGAUUAUGACUAUGACUGUAAAUGAUUUAUUUCUAGGUGCAACUGCAAGUACUGUAGUACUUGUUAAUUUAUAAAGAUAAACUCAAGUAUUUGCUUAACUCUUGAGGUAUUUGCAUUUGCUAGAGUGUGCAAAAUGACUGUUUAUUUAUAGCUGGUGAAUACCAUGUUAUAAGAGAAACUGUAUUUAUCUGGUGAAGACCAAGAUAU